Molecule: messenger RNA, 1553 nt
Organism: Spinacia oleracea (spinach)
Lineage: Eukaryota; Viridiplantae; Streptophyta; Magnoliopsida; Caryophyllales; Amaranthaceae
Product: putative glucose-6-phosphate 1-epimerase
Exons: 8
Coding region: 195-1112 (305 amino acids)
Biological process (GO): carbohydrate metabolic process
Cellular component (GO): cytoplasm
Molecular function (GO): carbohydrate binding; glucose-6-phosphate 1-epimerase activity
Source: RefSeq, a predicted model, not a curated record
AGUUCAAACCCCCUUGCUUGGGAUUAGCUACCUAUUUCUUUCCUCUGAAUUUUUUUUCAAUCUCUCAUUUUUAUUCCUCUGCCUCAUAAUUAUUCAUAGUCUUUAUUUUUGGGCCAUUGAAAUUUCGUCGAAAGUUUAUAAAUACAAUUAACUUUCCAUAGUUUUUUUAUUUCUUAAGUUGUUGAGAAAAAAAAAUGACUAAUUGUGAAGAAACUCCCUUGGAUCCAAGAGCUGGCUCAGUUGAAGAAAUCAAAGACAAAAAUGGGAUUACUCAAAUCAUUCUUCGAAAUCAACGAGGCGCUACCGUUCGGAUAAGCUUGUAUGGGGGGCAGGUUCUUUCAUGGAAAAAUGAACAUGGAGAUGAAUUAUUGUUCAUGAGUAGCAAGGCUACGUUUAAGCCGCCGAAUGCAGUUCGAGGUGGGAUCCCCAUUUGCUUUCCUCAGUUUGGAAGCCGUGGCCUGUUAGAACAACAUGGAUUUGCAAGGAAUAGAAUGUGGGUGAUCGAUGAUCAACCUCCUUCACCGCGAAAUGGAUCAAAAGGCCAAGCAUCGAUUGAUUUGUUGUUAAAACCUUCAGAUGAAGAUCUUAAAGUGUGGCCUAACAGAUUUGAGAUUCGUAUCAGGAUUUCACUAUCAGAGGAAGGCAAUCUUAAUUUGAGAUCGCGUGUUAAGAACGCUAAUGGCAAGCCCUUAAGUUUCAAUAUUGCAUUUCGCACAUAUUUUGCUAUCUCAGAUAUCAGUGAAGUUCGAGUGGAGGGAUUGGAAACUCUGGACUACCUUGACCGUCUGCAGGACAGACAACGAUUCACAGAACAAGGAGAUGCCUUAACAUUUGAAUCAGAGAUUGAUCGAGUUUAUCUGAGCUCUUCAGAUGUAGUGGCACUCUUUGAUCAUGGAACCAAAAGAACAUUUCAGAUAAGAAAGCAAGGACUCCCUGAUGUUGCGGUGUGGAAUCCAUGGGACAAAAAGGCAAAGGCAUUGGCAGAUCUUGGAGACGACGAAUACAAGAACAUGUUAUGUGUGGAUGGAGCUGCAAUUGAGAAGCCAAUCAAUCUUAAACCAGGGGAAGAAUGGAACGGGCAGUUAGAGUUUUCGGUCCUGUCUUCGUGUUAAUCAAAGGACAAAACAACUCUAGGUUGAUGAAUUAUGAUCAAAGUUUAGAAAAAUUUAAUAAUCAUGAAUGUUUGCUCAUUUUUCAUGGCAACAUUUUUGCUUAUCAUUAUAUACUGACUGCUAAGUAUUAUCUGCAGCUUCAGCUACCAUUAGAAGAAAAAAAAGAAAACAGAACUUCUUUUUUGGGGAGAGGGGGUCUAAUUUUUGUUUUUAUUUUUAUUUUUAUUUUUAUUUUUAAUUUUUUGGGUAAGGCGGGUAUAACUUAAUUUCUUGAGGUUGGCAAAUUGGUAAGUUCAUUAUUUGCAAAGUGUAUAUCAAUUAUGCUCUUUGGCCCAAAAAAAUAUUAACCCCAUGGGUCAAUGAGGUUGUAAAACUUGUAUGAGUACUACUUUUUUUUUUUUUUUUUUUUUUAAUAUAUAUAAAGAACAUAUUUCUCAUUUC